AUGUACAAGACUGAAAGUGGUGCUGAUGAUCUGGAAGUCCUGGAUGAAUUCCUGAAAGCUACUCCCGGAUCCCUGAUCCCACAGCUGCAGCCUGUGCUGGAGCUGUUCCUCCAGGAUGAUGGACCUGGUUGUGUCAUCCUGGUCAACUUGGACACAGAUGACCCUUCGCAGUGGGAGGGGGAGAGGGGGGGUGUCAGGGGCACCCCCAACAUUCAGGGGAUACCCCCAAACUCCAGGCCCCCAACACCAAGGGUCAUCUGUGUCCACAUCAGCUGCCACAAUGCAGUGGUGGCUGUGAUCUUUUCCAAGCCCAUCAAGUCCCUCCUGACCAUCAUGUGCUACGACCGCUACGUGUCCAUCUGCAAACCCCUGCACUACGGGACCCUCCUGGGCAGCAGAGCUUGUGCCCACAUGGCAGCAGCUGCCUGGGCCAGUGCCUUUCUCUAUUCCCUGCUGCACACAGCCAAUACAUUUUCCCUGCCCCUGUGCCAGGGAAAUGCCCUGGGCCAGUUCUUCUGUGAAAUCCCCCAGAUCCUCAAACUCUCCUGCUCACACUCCUACCUCAGGGAACUUGGGCUUCUUGGUCUCAGUGGCUGUUUAGCUUUUGGUUGUUUUGUGUUCAUUGUUUUCUCCUAUGUGCAGAUCUUCAGGGCUGUGCUGAGGAUCCCCUCUGAGCAUGGAAGGCACAAAGCCUUUUCCACCUGUCUCCCUCACCUGGCUGUGGUGUCUCUGUUUAUCACCACUGCCACAUUUAGCUACCUGAAGCCCCCCUCCAUCUCCUCCCCAUCCCUGGAUCUGGCCCUGUCAGUUCUGUACUCAGUGAUGCCUCCAGCCCUGAACCCCCUCAUCUACAGCCUGAGGAACCAGGAGCUCAAGGAUGCCCUGAGGAAACUACAGCAAGAUCUGUGCCCUCAGUGUAAAUCAAGGCAUCGUAACUGA
This is a messenger RNA of Cinclus cinclus, 939 nucleotides long. Its product is annotated as olfactory receptor 14J1-like. Gene Ontology annotation, cellular component: membrane. Bases 1 to 939 code for a protein of 312 amino acids. The record is from RefSeq and is a predicted model, not a curated record. The transcript is spliced from 6 exons. Gene Ontology annotation, biological process: G protein-coupled receptor signaling pathway. Gene Ontology annotation, molecular function: olfactory receptor activity. Lineage: Eukaryota; Metazoa; Chordata; Aves; Passeriformes; Cinclidae.